Messenger RNA from Vicia villosa (hairy vetch), 1575 nucleotides. RefSeq lists its product as uncharacterized. The annotation marks the transcript as partial. NCBI's taxonomy places the organism in Eukaryota, Viridiplantae, Streptophyta, Magnoliopsida, Fabales, Fabaceae. The transcript is spliced from 2 exons. The record is from RefSeq and is a predicted model, not a curated record.
AUGUCAAAAAGUGCGGAGGAUGCAACAAUGAUAAUCGAUCGCAUGGCACUCAAUGAUCUCCAAACUCAACAUGAUAGGAGUCCAUCACAAAGGAAGCCGGGAGUUCUUGAAUUAAACACCAAUGAUGCUAUCCUCGCUCAAAACAAAAUCCUUUCUCAACAAGUCGAGUUACUCACCAAGCAAAUGUCAAAGCUCCCACAACAAAUGAAGGAGAUUCAUGAAAUGCAAAUGACUUCUCAAGUAGCAAGUUGUGAACUUUGCAAAGGUGAUCACCCUACCGGCUUUUGUCCACCACCCGAAGGAGAGGAAGUUAAUUUUGUGAACAACCAACAUCAAGGCUAUCAAAGGCAACCUCCGUACCAACAUCAAGGUUAUCAAAGGAACAACCAAGGUUUCCAACCCUCAAGAUUCAACAACCAACACAAUCAACAUCAAAGUCCAUAUCAAAGUCCGAAUCCACAAGGCCAAGGUCAACAAUCUCAAGGAGGAGGCUCAAAGUUGGAAGAUACACUCAACCAAUUCAUGCAAGUUUCUAUGGAGAACCAAAAGACUAAUGUGGCUGCCAUAAAGAACUUAGAAAAUCAAGUGGGGCAGCUUGCAAAACAAUUGGCCGAACAACAAACGGGACCUUCUUUUUCCGCAAACACUCAACCUAACCCAAAGGAGUAUUGCAAGGCAAUUAUUACACGGAGUGGCAAGGAAGUGAGUAAUGGGGAGAGAAAGGAAAUAGUAGUGGAGGAUGAUGGAUUUGUUGUUGUUGAGGGUGAGGAGGAUGAGAUAGUGGUAGAAGAAGAAAAAAGAAAAGAAGAGGAGGAGGACAUUCUCACCAAGAAGAGGCGGUAUCCGGAAAAUGAAACAGUCUUGCUAGAUGCCCAAUGUAGUGCUAUCAUCCAAAGAAAUCUCCCAAGGAAGGAAUCCGAUCCGGGACGAGUCAUCUUGCCGGUUACCAUUGGAGACACUUACAUCGGGAAUGGUCUCAUUGAUUUAGGAUCGAGCAUAAAUCUAAUUCCCUUAUCUAUCAUAAAAAGAUUGGGGAAUGUCGAGAUGAAACCUACCCGUAUGACAUUGCAACUAGCGGAUAAGUCGACAACUUCACCUUACGGAGUUGCUCAAGACAUGUUGGUCAAAGUUGAUAAAUUCUUAUUUCCGGUAGAUUUUGUGGUGGUAGAUAUGGAAGAAGAUAGAGAUGUUCCAUUAAUUCUUGGAAGGCCUUUCAUGAAAACAGCCCGGAUGAUGAUAGACAUUGAUGAUGGACUCAUGAAAGUGAGAGUGGACAAUGAGGAAGUCACUUUUAAUCUCUUCGAAGCCAUGAAACACCCCAAGGACAAGCACGAUGUCUUUCGCAUUGAUGCAAUUGAAGAGGAAGUUGUGGAAGUGUGUAAUCAUAUUCAUACUUCUAAUCCGUUGGAGAAAACUCUCAUCGGAGCUUACAACAAUUCCCUUGAAGAUGAAGAAAAAGAAAUUGAAGUCAUCUUGGAAAAGUUGGAGUCUUGUGGAGAAAUUAAGCAAAAAGAGGAAAAGGUCGAGGAACUCGAUGUGAAUAGGAAAGAUGAAGAACCGAAGGUUGAACUAAAG